CUCAAUGAGGCAGUAGUUGAUGUCCAUAAAGUUGGUAGCUCAAACUUUGCAGCUAGGUGUCAAGAGCUAUCUAGAUCAAAUGAUGUUACUUACAACAAGCUGCACAGUUUUGCUGCCCCUGCAACAAGUUAUCGUAAUCCUGUAAAGGUUCCUAAUAGCCCAGAAUUAGAGAUCCUGUCAGACACGCUUGUUGUUUCUAGUGCUCAUCUUUCUAAGGUUCCUGCAUGUUCUAAAGGUGCUGCAUCAUUUCAGCCCCUUGGUGGUUCUACAACUAGUUCUUCUGCAGCUCAUGUCCCUCAUAGAAUGUUGUCCCUGGUAGAUUCAACUCAGAUCCUUAUGUUCCUCAAGUGAAUCGUUAUUCAGUUACUACUCAAGAAAGGCGUAAUCAUCUUGCAAUGGUUCAGAUUGCAAGUCAUCCAGAGUGGUGCAAGUACGAGGUUAUUCGAUAUGAAAGAGCUUACUGUAGUUACCGUAACCUUUCUUCACUACAGUUCAAAUCUCGCGACAAUUUCUUGAUCUUGUGUGUGUGUCGAUAUCUAUUCAAUGAAGCUCACCCUUCCGUUUCUAAGAAACAUUUCUUCUUCUCUUACAUUGGUGAAACAAUUCUGGAUGGUACCAAUGCUGAGAUUGUUGGUAAUGCUUUCAAUGGUGCUAAUAGCGCUUUUCCUAUGUGGAGAAGCAACAUGCUGUACUUCCCUAUUUGUAGGUUCAGUCAUUGGUUUUCUUUUGUGGUUUGCUUGAAGGAGAAACUGUUUGUCUUCCUCGAUUCAUUAUAUGGCGAGUUCUCAGAUUUCCACCUAGCCAUUCGUGAUCCGAUUGUUAACAACUUCACCAAUCUAUGGGACACAUAUGUGACUCCUAUAUUGAGGAAGCGUAUUGACUUUGAAAAUUUCGACAUUGUGUAUCCUGCGGUCCCUCAGCAAAAUAACACGUAUGAUUGUGGUGUUUUCUCUAUUAUGUACAUGAAGCACUGGACUCCUAGGACUCCAAUUGGCAAUCUUUUUACGCAAGCUGAUAUAGAUAACAUCAGGAUCAAGCUCAUAAAUGAACUUUAUUUCAGCUAAUUCAACACUGCUGACAAGUCUCUUGUCACAAACUUCUUUGGUGCAGAACUAGAUAACUUUUUCUAUCUUGGGUGGUGAUUGAGUGUGAAGGUUUUCCUUGGUGGUCAACUGCAGAGUUUUCUUGAUGGUCAACAAGUCUGGAGAUGCUUCGGUCUUUUAUUAGCUUCUAUAGUUUAGCAAUGUGUUGGUUUUGAUCCAACAAUAUUAUUUGGUGCAAGAUUGUUCUAGGUUAAUGUACUUUUUGGGCUGAUGAGUUGUAUCCCUGCCUUUGUAACAGUUCAAGACCCUUUGUUAUUGGGAUUGUUUUUUCGCAUGUUUUUUUUUAGUUUUAUGUUGCACUAUAUUGAUUCGUUUAAUCAAUUUCUAGACCCUUUCUUGGCUGAAA
Molecule: messenger RNA, 1449 nt
Organism: Triticum aestivum (bread wheat)
Lineage: Eukaryota; Viridiplantae; Streptophyta; Magnoliopsida; Poales; Poaceae
Product: putative ubiquitin-like-specific protease 1B
Exons: 8
Coding region: 396-1064 (222 amino acids)
Biological process (GO): proteolysis; protein desumoylation
Cellular component (GO): nucleus
Molecular function (GO): deSUMOylase activity
Source: RefSeq, a predicted model, not a curated record